AUGGCUUGCAGAUGCUUCCUUUGGUCGGAAUCUGCUGGUGUCACGAAAAGGGCUCUAGUUGCUUGGGAAAGAUUAUGUCUCCCCAAGGUUCAAACUCCAAAUCAGGCAUCUUGGAUGGUGAGGAAAAUUAUUGGAGCCUCGAAAUUCAUCAUGAAUAUUGGGCCUGCAAAUCUCAGUGUUUUUUAUCUUGCAUACUUCUCGACCAGGAAAACUUAUAAUUUAUUAAGAGGAAAUUUUGAGAAGGUUCCCUGGAAAAAGCUGAUUUGUAAUAACCCUUGCCCCCCUAAAUGUCUAUUUAUUGGUUGGUUAGCGGUGUUACGGAGGCUUACUACUUGCGAUAGAUUGGUGAAGAUUGGUAUUCAAUGUGAUACUUUGUGUUGUUUAUGUAGCAAGGAACAAGAAGACAUUGAACAUUUGUUUUUUUCGUGUUCUUGGUCUUCUGAGCUUUGGACUAAGGUUUUGAGUUGGAUUGGGUGCAUUAAGCAGUCAGAGUCGUGGUCUUCAGAGAUUGAUUUUGUGACUGCUCAUGCUACUGGAAAUCUUGCCAAACACCAGAUUUAUAGGAUGGUUUUGUUCACUUCUGUCUACUUUGUGUGGAGGGAAAGGAACCAACGACAUUUUCAAGGCGUUACGGGAGAUUUGAAUCAGGUGUUUAGAGAGAUUCAAUUGGUUGUUUAUAGUACAUGCUUCUUGUAUAAAAAGCUCAGGAAUGUUGGGCAGGAGUUAUAG
Spinacia oleracea (spinach) is the source of this 729-nucleotide messenger RNA. RefSeq lists its product as uncharacterized. The coding region runs from base 1 to 729 and encodes 242 amino acids. The record is from RefSeq and is a predicted model, not a curated record. Lineage: Eukaryota; Viridiplantae; Streptophyta; Magnoliopsida; Caryophyllales; Amaranthaceae. The transcript is spliced from 2 exons.